AUGACUACAGAAUCAAAUCUCUACGCUCAACAAGUUACGACCGUGCUUUCGUAUGCUUUAUCCGUGUACGGUUCAUUCCAUUACUUUCUAUUCCACCAUCACACAGCGGAGUACCAGACUCCUUUCACAGGCCUGUGGAUAAUCACUGCAAUUUUUUGGGCAUUUCUGUUGUUCACUCAAUUACUGUUCGUGCUGCAAUUCUUCGUGUCCAAUGAGUCGGUUACCUCAAGAGAACAGAAGAAUGUAUCGGCUAUUGUUGGCUACCACUUCACAUUGUUCAACAUUUUGAAUUUCUUCUGGACCUACUUCUUCAGCCGCCAUUCCUUCGUCAUUUCGUUCAUAAUCCUGGUGGCGAAUUUCUUCAACCUGCUGUCAUUGUAUACGUUGCACAAGACGUAUUCCGUCAAGACCCUGGGUCGGUUCGUUGUUGUCCAUGUUUCGACCGCCGCUUUGCCACUCUCGUGGGUUUUGUACGCCAUUUUCUGGAAUGGUGCUGCCUUGUUUCAUUCGCACAACCAUGGUCUCGCAGCUAGGAUUCUCGCCAAUGUCUUGAUCUGGGACUUCUUGUUGGUCCCAUUCAUGUACCUUGCCUUCUACGGAGACUGGGCAAUUGGAUUCUCAUCUGCGUUUUUGACCCUAGGAAUUGGCUUGGGACAAUUCUUCACUAAGGCUAUUGCGUUGCAAUGGAUUUUCGCAUUCAUCAUUGCGGGGUUGGUGUUCAUUGCCUCAGCCCUCGUGGCCGUUGGGUCAACGCUGACCCCCAAUGCACGUCAAAGCUCCAGCGAGCAAGCUCCAUUACUCGCUUGA
Kuraishia capsulata CBS 1993 is the source of this 807-nucleotide messenger RNA. RefSeq lists its product as uncharacterized. Bases 1 to 807 code for a protein of 268 amino acids. The transcript has a single exon. Lineage: Eukaryota; Fungi; Ascomycota; Pichiomycetes; Pichiales; Pichiaceae. The record is from RefSeq and is a predicted model, not a curated record.